AUGGCCUCCUCUUCCUCCUCUGGCCCAGUCCAGGCUGAGGCGUUCCCGGACGGUACUAGCGACUAUGUUCCGUUGAGAAAGAAGAACUACGACCCGAAAAAACCUCACAUCUCGGAUCAGCCGAUAACCUUAUCCAACUGGCACAAGCACGUCAACUGGCUGAACACAACCCUGAUCGUCUUCGUUCCCAUUUGCGGUCUCGUCGGCGCCUAUUGGGUGCCUCUCUAUUUGAAGACGCUCAUCUUUGCGGUCGUGUAUUACUUCUACACGGGAUUGGGUAUCACAGCCGGCUACCACAGACUCUGGGCCCAUCGAUCCUACAAGGCGAGACUCCCGCUCAAAAUCUUCUUGGCCGCCGCUGGAGCUGGAGCAGUCGAGGGCAGCGCGAGGUGGUGGAGCUCCGGGCACCGCAGUCAUCAUCGGUACACCGACACAGACAAGGACCCGUACUCGGUUCGUAAGGGUCUUCUCUAUUCGCAUAUCGGAUGGAUGGUUUUCAAGCAGAAUCCGAAGCGAAUCGGCCGAACCGACAUUACGGACUUGAACGAAGACCCAGUGGUCAUCUGGCAACAUAGAAACUACCUUAAAUGCGUCAUCUCAAUGGGUCUCGUCUUCCCAACCCUCGUCUGUGGAUUCGGCUGGAAUGAUUGGAUGGGCGGUUUCGUCUAUGCCGGAAUCCUGAGAAUCUUCUUCAUCCAGCAAGCUACAUUCUGCGUGAACAGCUUGGCUCACUGGCUCGGCGACCAGCCUUUCGACGACCGAAACAGCCCCCGCGAUCAUGUCAUCACCGCCCUCGUAACUCUUGGUGAAGGCUAUCACAAUUUCCACCACGAAUUCCCCAGCGACUACCGAAAUGCGAUUCAAUGGUAUCAGUAUGAUCCGACGAAGGCCUUCAUCUACAUCAUGAGCCUGUUUGGACUGGCGUAUGACCUGAACACAUUCAGAUCGAAUGAAAUCGAGAAAGGUCGUCUUCAGCAAGAACAGAAGAAGUUGGAUCAGAAGCGAGUCCGCCUGGAUUGGGGCAUUCCUUUGGAGCAGCUGCCCGUCAUAUCCUGGGACGAUUACGUUGCCCAAGCCAAGGGUGGUCGCGCUCUCGUCGCCGUGGCCGGAGUGAUCCACGAUGUCUCGGACUUCAUUAAUAGCCACCCCGGAGGCAAGGCAUUGAUUACCAGCGCGAUCGGCAAGGACGCUACCUCGAUUUUCAACGGUGGUGUCUACCUGCAUAGCAAUGCGGCCCACAACCUACUUUCGACCAUGCGCGUGGGUGUCAUCCGUGGCGGUUGCGAGGUCGAGAUCUGGAAGCGGGCCCAGCUCGAGAACAAGGACGCCACCAUCGUCAACGACUCCUCCGGCCAGCGAAUCGUCCGUGCUGGGCUUCAAGUCACGCGUGUGGCCCAACCGAUUGCUAGCGCAGAUGCGGCAUGAGCUAUGAUUAUGAACUUGGCCGCAACCGAGGCGGUUGCUUUGCAUAACAGGGAAAAUGGGGAACGCGGAGUUUAGAGACGAGUCGUGGCUUCGGUCCGAUCAAUAAUGAGUUGCAGAGGGACUCGCACCACUCGCCACGACACCCAACUGGCAGUCAAGGCAGCCGGUUCCUGACUUUGCUCAUACACGAGGAAGAUUACUCGGUGUUUAUAUCAUUCACUGGCGUUCAUUGAUGAUACAGUAUCGGCGCCUUUGAGGGACCUUCCAUGCAGCAGGUCUAGAUUUUUAACCUGUCACGAAUAGCGCUGACUCA
Phialemonium atrogriseum is the source of this 1738-nucleotide messenger RNA. RefSeq lists its product as uncharacterized. Gene Ontology annotation, biological process: unsaturated fatty acid biosynthetic process. Lineage: Eukaryota; Fungi; Ascomycota; Sordariomycetes; Cephalothecales; Cephalothecaceae. The transcript has 8 exons. Bases 1 to 1425 code for a protein of 474 amino acids. Gene Ontology annotation, cellular component: endoplasmic reticulum membrane. Gene Ontology annotation, molecular function: stearoyl-CoA 9-desaturase activity; heme binding; iron ion binding. The record is from RefSeq and is a predicted model, not a curated record.